Messenger RNA from Saccostrea echinata, 1715 nucleotides. RefSeq names its product inversin-like. The transcript is spliced from 2 exons. NCBI's taxonomy places the organism in Eukaryota, Metazoa, Mollusca, Bivalvia, Ostreida, Ostreidae. Bases 347 to 1561 code for a protein of 404 amino acids. Gene Ontology annotation, molecular function: protein binding. The record is from RefSeq and is a predicted model, not a curated record.
GUGACAAAGACCCGACACGCUCGCUAUUCAUUCUGGGGUACCUGUUAUUGUUUUAAGUGUAUAGAUAGGUUUAUCAGUUGACUGAGUCUAUACUUUAUAUGUGUCAAUUACCCAACACGACUUUGUUCCCUCGUGUGAGGAACUGAGCUAGUCCUAGCAACCAGGCUCUCCUUUCCCCGUGUUGAGUUCUCUGAAGCGGACAAGGGGAGAGAUGUAAGCUGAACACUUUACACCGUCAUUUUAAAUGAACAAAGCUUGGUCUAUAAUCGAUUAAAUCUCCAGAACAAUGUAUAAAUAGUUAGCGGGGAGAGAGUGGAUUAUCGGAUUAGCGGAGGCCGUGGAUACCAUGGAUAGAUCAGGAUUAUCCAGUAGGGGGACAGAAACGACGAGACAUAGAAGUGCACAAGACAACAUGUCAACGUCCCAGCAGCCGACAGUAGCUUCGGUAAGCUCCGGACUAUUUAAGCGACCAAUCAAAACAGCGCUGCAUCAGGCGGUUCUCGACUGCCGUCUGCAUCAGGUCAGGCUACUGGUCGCAAAACACAACGUCAAUGUGGAUUGCAAAGACUUACACGGGCGGACGCCCAUGAUGCUGGCCUGUAUGAUCGAAGAGGAAUUCGGAUACAAGAUGGCAAAGAUUUUUUUGAAUGCUGGAGCUUUUUUAAAUUUGAGAGACGCUCUGGGAAGAACCGCUUUAAGUUAUGCUUGUAUGAAUGGACGUGCAUCUAUAGUUGGAUUGAUACUGAAGGAAGAUGUACUAGACAUCAAUGAAGCCGAUAAUGAUGGAAACACACCGCUACAUCAUGCUGCCUGCAGCGGAAAUCCAUCCAUAGUGGAAAUGCUUGUCGACUGCUUUGUGAAGUUCGGACUCGACGUAGAUACAAGAAAUAGUCUUGGAUACACUGCCCUUCUUCUGGCGCUAAAGAAAGGACAUUUUGUGUCUGCUCAUUUACUUCUGAAGAAAGGAAACGCAUCGCCGACCUUACGUGACAAUGAAAUAUUUCUUAAUGCUAGUGAAUGGGCUCAGAGGGGAGGAAGUGAAUCGUCCUCGAAGUAUACACCUCGUCGGACCCUUCCUUCCCUCCCAGCCAGCGCCACCACACUUUCAUUUUCCCGGGAGUCCACCAUGUACCAACCACCGACCACCCAGCCAUGUAACCAUGGCAGAAAACAUAACGAUCAGUUGCCCUGGUCCGCGCAGUCUCUUAGAUUCCCCAACAUACAGACAUCGCAGGAAUUCGAAAGAAGUGAAACAUUUGUUAACGGGAUGGAUGCGAGACAAUUAGUUUUAGAUGAAAUCGAUGACUUUGAUUCAGUACAACGCCCUACAUCGUACAAGAAAGGUCGAAUUCCCCACCCAUCCACGGCUAAACUUAUUGCCCUCUCCCGACGCGCUAAACCUGCCAUUAUUCCGGACAUGACGACUAUAUUCCGAAUUUACUCUGAUCAGUACCAACCAGAGUGGAUGAAAAAGCCAGCGUUAUCGAAAAGUAUUUUGACAUUGUCUACUACAUCUUCAAAAUCAAACUCUGAGUCAACCAUUGUUGAUGCAUGUACCUGAACAUUGAAAGACCAUUAUAAUUGAAUGUUGUGAAUUUCUGUUAGAAACUGAUUAACAUGCUGUUGUAUCUUUCUCCUUGUAAAUGGAAGCAAGAUGCAUGAAUAUUUGACAUACAAUAUGUAUGCUUCGGUCUUACAUUUUUGGUAGCUACAAU